GGUGGUCAUUGGGCGGCGUGAUCUCCCCGCGGUUCCGCGGCCCGGUGCCGCUGCCGCCAGAGGAGCGCAGCCGGCGGGCAGAGCGAGUGGCCAUGGCGGCUGCGGAGGACGGGUCAGGACAGCAGUCGGCGCUGGACGAAGACGAGGCGGCGUAUUGCCGGCGCUGGGGCGCGCAGCAUGCCGGGGCCCGCGAGUUGGCCUCGCUCUACUCUCCAGGCAAACGCUUCCAGGAGUGGUGCUGUGUGGUCCUGUGCUUCAGCCUCAUUGCCCACAACCUGGUCCACCUCCUGCUGCUGGCCCGCUGGGAGCACACACCUUUGGUCAUGCUGGGCGUUGUUGCAGGAGCUCUCAUUGCUGACUUCCUGUCUGGCCUGGUGCACUGGGGAGCCGACACUUGGGGCUCUGUGGAGCUGCCCAUUGUCGGGAAGGCUUUUAUCCGGCCGUUUCGAGAGCAUCACAUAGACCCAACAGCCAUUACUCGGCAUGACUUCAUUGAGACCAAUGGGGACAACUGCCUGGUGACAUUGCUGCCACUGCUGAACAUGGCCUACAAGUUCCGCACCCAGACCACCGAGGCUCUGGAGCAGCUGUACCCCUGGGAGUGCUUUGUCUUCUGCCUGAUCAUCUUUGGCACUUUCACCAACCAGAUCCACAAGUGGUCACACACGUACUUCGGGCUGCCAUGCUGGGUCACCCUCCUGCAGGACUGGCACGUCAUCCUGCCUCGUAAACACCAUCGAAUCCACCAUGUCUCACCCCACGAGACCUACUUCUGCAUCACUACAGGCUGGCUCAACUACCCUCUUGAGAAGAUGGGCUUCUGGCGACGCCUGGAGGACCUCAUCCAGGGCCUGACGGGUGAGAAGCCUCGAGCGGAUGACAUGAAAUGGGCCCAGAAGAUCAAAUAAUUCUUCCGAGCCGGCCACCUCGUUGCUAACCUUCCCUAGCACCCCCAAACCGAAGCCAUCUGCCAAAUUCUAGCCUCCUCCAGGUGGAGAGGAUGCCUCCUGGGCUGGGCCCAGGCACCCCCAUCCUAUCCCUUGUGACACAGAAUACUUGAGCCACUGAUUUUACGUCUUCUCACCCCCCCCCAACUUUCCCCUCUGCCCCCCCUUUUUUUCCCUUCGUUUCCUCUCCCUGGCCCCUUCCCAGCCACCUGAGCUGCUCUUAUCUACCAAGCCUGACUGCAGAAAAAGGAGCCCCUCCUGCCAGCUGCCCCAGGGAGAGGAGAUGCUCACCCAUCCCCAUCCUCACUCCUACCACCUACCACCACCCCCACCUACUGGGCAGCCUGUCGGCAUAGCUGGUAUUAGGGCCACUGAGGCAUCUUCUCUGUCCCCCUUGACUGGCCCUGGAUUGUGUAGAUGUCCCCGAGCAAGCACACCUAAGUGUCAUGGGAACACUGUAUUGCCACAGCCCUGCAGACUCACCCCAAAGGCCUGAGUGAGUAGACAACCAGCCACCAUCCUCAGCUUGGCCUAUCCACUCAUGAAUGACAGAAGGACAGCAAGAGCCUGGGAACAGCUGGCCGGAAGAAGCCAGAACGCCUGCCCACGUCUGUUCUCCCCUGGCGUCCCCACCUGCCCACAUGAUUCCAUCUGGAGCUGAUGUUUCUAACCAUUGGACAUCUUUGCAGGGCCUGGUCCCUGCCAAAGGUCAUGGUCACUUGGAAGGAGACAUAAUUGUUCCCUCUGACCAGGUCUGUGUCAGAGAAGAAAGGAAGAAAGAGUGGGGCUUUUUUAUUUUUUUUGGUUUGUUUUGGUUGUAUUUUUUUUUAAAGGUGCUUUUGCUUGUUUAAUGUAAAUAAUAGAAAGCCUUAAUAUCUUUUCUGUAACACGGAGUAAUAUUUUAAUGUCAUGUUUUGAAUGUACAUAAUAUAUUUAUAACAAAGCAGCAAGAAUCUACUUAACCUUGGCUGCCUGGUGUCUAAUAGUUGGAUGAGGGAGAGGGGAGGAGCUUGGUGGGUGAGGCCCCACUCCCACCCCAUUCCCAGCUCUCCCCGUUACCAACCCUGGGUUUUAGACUGAGGUUACCUGAGACAGUGAAUAGAAAUUGACAGACAUUCCAUGCCCUUUUGGAAGGGACCCACAGCUUGGUGAGACAUACUAUCCAUACAGAUCACUGGUGGAGUAAAAACGGCCAGUCCCUAUUCAUGAAUUCCCUCAGCAGAUGUUUAUUAGCACCUGGUAUGUGCCAGACUCUGGCCUGGACACUAGGGCCCAGCACUGAGAAAGCAAGGACUUCCCCUGGUGGUACUGACCUGCUGGGAGUCAAUAAACCUAAAUAAAUACA
This is a messenger RNA of Erinaceus europaeus (western European hedgehog), 2292 nucleotides long. It is a transcript of the gene PEDS1, whose product is annotated as plasmanylethanolamine desaturase 1. Lineage: Eukaryota; Metazoa; Chordata; Mammalia; Eulipotyphla; Erinaceidae. The transcript is spliced from 6 exons. Bases 93 to 908 code for a protein of 271 amino acids. Gene Ontology annotation, cellular component: endoplasmic reticulum membrane. The record is from RefSeq and is a predicted model, not a curated record. Gene Ontology annotation, molecular function: plasmanylethanolamine desaturase activity. Gene Ontology annotation, biological process: ether lipid biosynthetic process.